Iphiclides podalirius (scarce swallowtail) is the source of this 483-nucleotide messenger RNA. Lineage: Eukaryota; Metazoa; Arthropoda; Insecta; Lepidoptera; Papilionidae. The record is from the annotation of a GenBank genome assembly.
AUGUGCGAAAAGACCUUUGCACAAAUAGAGUCCAGCCACAAGACCCUAAAGCGUAUGGAGAGGGGCGCUUCCUUCCCCAAUAAUGACGGCAUAACUGAAAUUGCGAAACCUCAGGAAGCUAGUGGAGGAAGGAACACCGAAAUUAGAUCUUCGGAUCACACGGCCGUCAACCUGGCGACGGAAAUGGGAAUAGCCACCAAACCUGAAGGCAAGCCGAAGCCUUUCUUACGCCAGAGUGGCGGCCACUCCACCACCUCCAAAACCCAACCACACGCUUAUAGUGUCAUUCGACAGACCCGAAAAAAAACCGGGGGAGAAACGUCAUUGACAUUAUACGGGAAGCCCUCUGGACACAAAAACAACGGGUGCCAGGGUGGAAAGGGUGAGGAAGGGAAGGCGCGUAAUCAAAAAAUCGUCCUGAGCUGCGGGAGCAAACAUGACUUGGAACCUAACAAUGUCGUAUGUGGCAAAAUGGCUGAAAAA